AUGCCCGAUGGAACCCUGGGGUGCCCCUGUCCCAGAAUGCCCCCUCCCACCCCACUCAGCCCUUCUCACUCCUUUGCAGCUGGCACCACCGAGGGCUCGGCAGGCAGUGAGGGAGCUCCACCAACAGGGAAGGCACAGGGCCAGGCACCCACUGGGAGAGCAGGGCCACGGCCGAGGCUGGAGGCGGCUGGGAGCCGGCCACGUGCAAGUGCCCGGGCACAGGGGCGCAGUGCCAUCCUGGAGAAGUUUGGAGGGGCAGCCAAGGGUACGGCUCCCCACCUGAAGCGGACAGGCAGCACAGCCACGGUGAAGACCAUGCUGCUGGAGUGGUGCCGUGCCAGGACCCGCGGGUACCAGCACGUGGACGUGCAGAACUUCUCGGGGAGCUGGGGCAGCGGCCUGGCCUUCUGCGCCCUGCUCCACAGCUUCUUCCCGGACGCCUUCGACUACGAUGCCCUUGAGCCCAGUGCCCGCCGGCACAACUUCACCCUGGCCUUCUCCACUGCCGAGGAGCGGGUGGGCUGUGCCCCACUGCUGGACGUGGAGGACAUGGUGCGGCUGCCAGUGCCCGAUGCCAAGUGUAUCUACACCUACCUGCAGGAGCUGUACCGCUGCCUGGUGGCCAAGGGGCUGGUGAAGACCAAGAACCGCUGA
Molecule: messenger RNA, 654 nt
Organism: Dryobates pubescens (Downy woodpecker)
Lineage: Eukaryota; Metazoa; Chordata; Aves; Piciformes; Picidae
Gene: SMTNL1
Product: smoothelin like 1
Exons: 5
Coding region: 1-654 (217 amino acids)
Biological process (GO): actin cytoskeleton organization
Cellular component (GO): filamentous actin; microtubule organizing center
Molecular function (GO): protein binding
Source: RefSeq, a predicted model, not a curated record